AUGGGAUCUUGUGGUUCUAAAGAAGCUGGGGAGCCCGCAAAACCAGCUGUCACCACACAAACAAAACGAACAGAACAACAAAAACAGUUGGGUUCCUCUGCAGCGACAGGAAGCUCUGCGGUGAAAGCGUCCAACACCGAAGCCAAGCCAGCCUCAGAGUCUGGGCAAGAGAAAAAUGGGAAUGGUGCGCUUGUCGCAGAGACAAAAUCAGGUGAAUUGGUUCAGACCUCAGACAAGGAACUGAAGGUUCUUUUGCUUGGAUCGGGAGAGAGUGGCAAAUCGACCAUCGUCAAGCAAAUGAAGAUCUUGCACAAGAAUGGCUUUUCCAAUGCUGAGGCCUAUGAGUACAAGCCCUUUGUAUACAAAAAUGUGUUGGAGUGCGUUAAGAACGUCAUUAAUGCCAUUAUCGACCUACAACCCGACAUGAUUGCUCCACAGGAUCAACCCGUGUCGGAAGAUGAGGGAAGCACGCAUAUACUUGCCUAUCUGGACAUGAAUGACAUUUUGGAUUAUGAUUUUGCCGUGAACACAGAAGAAAUCUUUAGCAGUGACAUUGCAUUGAAAAUCCAAAAGUUCUACGAACAUCCUGAAGUGCAAGAGUUCAUGAAGGUGCAGCAAGGCAACUUUUACCUCAUUGAUUCCACAAACUACUUUUUGAGCAACAUUAGCCGGAUCGCAACUCCAGACUAUAUUCCAACCCAGGAGGACAUUUUAAGAACAAGAAAGAAAACAUCGGGUAUAUUUGAUUUCCGGUUCGAAAUGGGAGGGUUAAACAUCCAUUUGUUUGACGUUGGUGGACAACGAUCCGAGCGUAAGAAAUGGAUCCAUUGUUUUGACAAUGUCACGUUGAUCAUCUUUUGUGUGGCACUUUCUGAAUACGACCAGGUGUUGUUGGAGGAAAAUACCCAAAACAGAUUGGAGGAGUCUUUAACAUUGUUCGAUUCUGUGGUCAACUCGCGAUGGUUUUCUAGAACUUCGGUGGUUUUGUUCUUGAACAAGAUUGACGUCUUCGCCAAUAAAUUGCCUUACUCUCCUCUAGAAAAACAUUUCCCAGACUAUAACGGUGGUGAUAAUAUCAACAAGGCUGUCAAGUACAUCCUUUGGAGAUUUACACAAGUAAACCGUUCGGGUCUUAACAUCUACCCUCAUGUGACUCAAGCCACGGACACCUCCAAUAUUCAGUUGGUGUUUGCUGCGGUCAAAGAGACAAUUUUGGAAAAUUCUUUACGUGACAGCGGGAUCUUGUAG
Clavispora lusitaniae ATCC 42720 is the source of this 1248-nucleotide messenger RNA. RefSeq names its product guanine nucleotide-binding protein subunit alpha (gene GPA2). The record is from RefSeq and is a predicted model, not a curated record. Gene Ontology annotation, biological process: adenylate cyclase-activating G protein-coupled receptor signaling pathway. Lineage: Eukaryota; Fungi; Ascomycota; Pichiomycetes; Serinales; Metschnikowiaceae. Gene Ontology annotation, cellular component: heterotrimeric G-protein complex. Gene Ontology annotation, molecular function: GTPase activity; G protein-coupled receptor binding; G-protein beta/gamma-subunit complex binding.